Messenger RNA from Sorex fumeus (smoky shrew), 4744 nucleotides. It is a transcript of the gene SEMA3C, whose product is annotated as semaphorin 3C. The transcript has 17 exons. Gene Ontology annotation, biological process: neural crest cell migration; semaphorin-plexin signaling pathway; positive regulation of cell migration. NCBI's taxonomy places the organism in Eukaryota, Metazoa, Chordata, Mammalia, Eulipotyphla, Soricidae. The record is from RefSeq and is a predicted model, not a curated record. Gene Ontology annotation, molecular function: semaphorin receptor binding; chemorepellent activity. The coding region runs from base 36 to 2291 and encodes 751 amino acids.
AUUUCUUCUUGGAUACUAACUUGUAAAUCUGAAGAAUGGCAUUCCGGGCAAUAUCUGUGUUGGUUGGAGUAUUUGUUUGUUCCAUCUGUGUAAAAGGAUCCUCUCAGCCCCAAGCAAGAGUCUAUUUAACAUUUGAUGAGCUCCGAGAAACCAAGACCUCUGAAUACUUCAGCCUAUCCCACCAUCCUUUAGACUACAGGAUAUUAUUAAUGGAUGAAGAUCAGGACCGGAUAUAUGUGGGCAGUAAAGAUCACAUUCUUUCCUUGAAUAUUAACAAUAUAAGUCAAGAACCUCUGAGUGUUUUCUGGCCAGCAUCUACAAUCAAAGUUGAAGAGUGCAAAAUGGCUGGCAAAGAUCCCACACAUGGCUGUGGGAACUUUGUUCGUGUGAUUCAGACUUUCAACCGCACUCAUUUGUAUGUUUGUGGGAGUGGUGCUUUCAGCCCAGUCUGUACUUAUUUGAACAGAGGGAGGAGAUCAGAGGACCAAGUUUUCAUGAUUGACUCCAAGUGUGAAUCUGGAAAAGGACGCUGCUCUUUCAACCCCAAUGUGAACACUGUGUCUGUUAUGAUCAAUGAGGAGCUUUUCUCUGGAAUGUAUAUAGAUUUUAUGGGGACAGAUGCUGCUAUUUUCCGAAGCUUAACGAAGAGGAAUCCAGUCAGAACUGAUCAACACAAUUCCAAAUGGCUUAGUGAACCUAUGUUCGUGGAUGCACAUGUAAUUCCAGAUGGCACUGAUCCAAAUGAUGCAAAGGUAUACUUCUUCUUCAAAGAGAAACUGACUGACAGUAGCAGAAGCACAAAACAGAUUCAUUCCAUGAUUGCUAGAAUAUGUCCUAAUGACACUGGUGGACUGCGUAGCCUUGUCAACAAGUGGACAACCUUCUUAAAAGCAAGACUGGUGUGCUCCGUAACAGAUGAAGAUGGCCCAGAAACAUACUUUGAUGAAUUAGAGGAUGUAUUUCUGCUGGAAACUGAUAAUCCAAGGACAACACUUGUAUAUGGUAUUUUUACAACAUCAAGCUCAGUUUUUAAAGGAUCAGCAGUAUGUGUGUAUCAUUUAUCUGACAUACAGACUGUGUUUAAUGGGCCUUUUGCCCACAAAGAAGGACCCAAUCAUCAGCUUAUUUCCUAUCAAGGAAGAAUUCCAUAUCCUCGCCCUGGAACUUGCCCUGGAGGAGCAUUUACACCCAAUAUGCGAACCACCAAGGAGUUCCCAGAUGAUGUUGUCACUUUUAUUCGAAACCAUCCUCUCAUGUACAAUUCAAUUUACCCAAUCCACAGAAGGCCCUUGAUCAUUCGUAUAGGCACCGACUACAAAUACACAAAGAUAGCUGUGGACAGAGUGAACGCUGCUGAUGGCAGAUACCAUGUCCUAUUUCUAGGAACUGAUCGGGGUACAGUACAGAAGGUGGUGGUUCUUCCGACAAACAGCUCUGCCAGUGGUGAGCUCAUUCUGGAGGAGUUGGAAGUCUUCAAGAAUCAUGCUCCAAUUACAACGAUGAAAAUUUCAUCUAAAAAGCAACAGUUGUACGUGAGCUCCAAUGAAGGGGUUUCCCAAGUGUCUCUGCAUCGCUGUCACAUCUAUGGUACAGCCUGUGCUGACUGCUGUUUGGCAAGAGACCCUUACUGCGCCUGGGAUGGCCAUUCUUGCUCUAGGUUUUACCCAACUGGGAAGCGGAGGAGCCGAAGACAAGACGUGAGGCAUGGCAAUCCACUGACUCAAUGCAGAGGAUUUAAUCUAAAAGCAUAUAGAAAUGCGGCUGAAAUUGUUCAGUAUGGAGUAAAAAAUAACACCACUUUCCUUGAGUGCGCUCCCAAGUCUCCACAGGCAUCUAUCAAGUGGCUGUUACAGAAAGACAAAGACAGAAGGAAAGAGGUCAAACUGAACGAAAGAAUCAUAGCCACUUCACAAGGACUCCUGAUCCGCUCCAUUCAGGAUUCUGACCAAGGACUAUAUCACUGCAUUGCAACAGAAAACAGCUUCAAGCAGACCAUAGCCAAGAUCAACUUCAAAGUUCUAGAUUCUGAGAUGGUGGCUGUUGUGACAGAUAAAUGGUCCCCAUGGACCUGGGCCAGUUCUGUAAGGGCUUUGCCCUUUCACCCAAAGGACAUCAUGGGAGCAUUCAGCCACUCAGAAAUGCAGAUGAUUAAUCAGUAUUGCAAAGACACUCGGCAGCAUCAUCAACAGGGAGAAGAAUCACAAAAGAUGAGAGGGGACUAUGGCAAGUUAAAGGCUCUUAUCAACAGUCGGAAAAGUCGAAAUAGGAGGAAUCAGUUGCCGGAGUCAUAAUUUUUCUUAGAUGAAGUUUAUGUUUCCCGUAGCAAAUGGUCUGUCUUCAAUGAUCAAAUUUUGAGCAAAGAAUCUUAUGCUUUAUCCAUGAGAAAUUCCAGAGAAAGGCAAUUACUCUUAAUGUGAAUGUUACAUGAACUGAAAUGAGCAUGCAUUUUCUUGUAUGAUAUUGACUAGCACUAGACAUGCCAUAGUCUUCAUGGUGCUUAUUAGUAUUUAACUUAACUCCAGAUUUUAUUUAUGUCUUUAUUUACCUAGUCUUCAAAAUCAAUAUGGUGGCUAUCAGAUGAGAAUUCUUGCAUCCCUUAGUUGAACAAGGGCCACAAACCUGCGAUCUGCCUAUCUAGGGGUUCAAUUUCUUAAAGUCAGUGAUUUUAUGUGUGAAAGUAAAAUGCCAGUUUUAUAAACUACAUGAAAGCUGUAUAAAUAAAUGCAUGUGACAGAGUAGCAGUCAAAAGAUGUAGACCUGAUAAGAAACAAGGAAGAAGGUGCCUAAAUGUUGAGUAAGACAAUUUUAUUUCUUGAAGAGAAAUGAGCUUAUGUACUUUCAGUGAAAUAUAUUAUUGGCUUUUAAGAUUCUAAAAGUUGUAAGUUGCUGAUAUCUAUCACUGUUCUUCCCUUAUUUCGGGAAAGUGAACUAUAUAACCCUCAGCAUAGACAUCUUAGAUUGGCAGUAUUUCAUUUCAUGGAAGCAUUUAAGUUUUUAUUCUUAUGUUAUUAUCAUACAUACCAAAAUACUUUCUUUUUGGAAAUUAAUUUAUUCUAGAUUCAGGAAAUGUAUUCUUGCAAUGUUUAUUGAUUGCUAUGUUUUUCUCAUGUUCUAAUCAAUGUGGCAAGCUAGACAGUAUAAGAAAAAAUGUUAGUUAAUAAUAAAGAAAUUGCUUUACCUAACCAUUAAAUAAAAGAACAUUUUUGGUCAUAUCAAACUUGUAUAUGAGGGGUGAAACCACCAAAGUGGAAAAAAGACUAAUGACCCAUAAGAAAAUGUAAUAUUAUUAAGAGUUUAUCAAAACUGUGAUUGCUUUCUAAUUCCAAUAAUUAAUUUCAGUUACUAAGUCACAGCUUUUUUAGAAGAUCAACCUAAAAAAGCGUACUCAUUCUUAAGUCACCAUUCAUUUUUUAAUAAACUUUGUGUGUGCUGAAGAGGUACUCAUUUUCUCUAGAGAAAUGAAAAAAUAUCUAACGUAAAAGCAAGUUGACAUGCUUUCUUUUAAAAGAAUGUUGAUGCACUAGCUCACUGCUAAUAAAUACAAAUGUAGUAAGUUUAGAAUAUAAAAAAAUUAUGUUCUUAUUAUUCUGUGGAUAAUUUAAUUUGAAUAAUUUAAUACUAAGGAAUUUUUUACUACAACUAAUGUUUAAGUGAUAGAAAUAAGAAAAAAAUCGCACUAUCAUUUUUAAAACAAAGUAUUUGCUCUUUAUUUUGCUUUUUAAACACUCUUUUGUGCUUCCAGGUGUAAACAGAAAUUAUGUGAUAUCAUUAAUAGUUUAUUUUCAAUUAGCAGUACAUAGAUGUAUCCAAGAAUUGUUGAAUAUAUCAUCUUUUUUAAGCUCUGCCACAUAAAACGUCAGUGUAAAACUUUAAGAACUAAAAUCAUUGUGAAAAUCAGUUUAAUUGAUCAAAAUCUAAGCAUAUGAUUUAUUAUCUAAGUAAUGGUAGAUUAUUAUAUAUGAAAGGAAGCUUCAGUAGACAAAAGAGUAAUCAAAAUAUACAAAAUAAGUAAAGUACAUUUUUAGAAGAGCUGUUUUUAAAAGGUUUUAUUCCUAAUAAAUAUGAUUCUAAAAUAAUCUUUGAAACAGUUUAUUGUAUAAAAGGUGUACUUAUUUAAAUGGUGCAAUUAAACUUCUCUUUUCUAUCCUAGAUGAGAAAUAGAAAUAUGUCCCAAUAUUAAACUCAGAUCACCUUCUGUGUUUAUGGCCAAUCUACCCUAUGUACAGAGUUAAAGAAAGAAAAAUUAACUUAAAGUCAUACUUUAGGGUGCCCCUUGCUUCAUGUAAAUUAAGACUGUUAGACAAUAAGGGUGUUUGGUUGUGAAAUAUCUUUUGUGCCUGAAUUUAAUAUCUUCUACUCUGAACAUUAUUAUAUUGUAUAUACUUUAUUACUUUUCUUCUAAAUGUGUAGAAAUCUUGAACAUUACUGCCAAAUACAAAGAAAAUUUUCUUUAAAACAAUGUCAACAUGUACUGAAUGUUGGUGGUUGGUUUUAUUUUGUGUAGUUUGACUAUUUGGGUCACUUAAUGUAUUAUUUUCCUUUGUAUUGUAUAUAAAAUUCUCUAGAAAAGCACUUUUUGUUCAAAGUGUUGGUUUGUGAAUAGAUUUUUAGCAUGAUGAAGCUGUCAUUACAGUGAAUGUUCACUCCGUGUAAGAAAAAAAAACUAAAUGUAGUUAGCACAAUAAUAUUUAAUUGGAUACUGAAGGAAUCAUUUGCCUGUCAAAAUAAAACGUUGAUUUCUUCA